This is a messenger RNA of Syngnathus acus (greater pipefish), 2786 nucleotides long. RefSeq names its product v-crk avian sarcoma virus CT10 oncogene homolog (gene crk). The record is from RefSeq and is a predicted model, not a curated record. The transcript has 3 exons. Gene Ontology annotation, molecular function: protein binding. NCBI's taxonomy places the organism in Eukaryota, Metazoa, Chordata, Actinopteri, Syngnathiformes, Syngnathidae. Bases 336 to 1289 code for a protein of 317 amino acids.
CCUUUUUUUUCUGUUUUCCCGUAUCCGCCAUUUCAGUUUUUGAACUUAGUUGUCAUCGACCGUUGUAGUAUAUUUGUAAUUCUGACCCUUAAACUUGUGAUAUUCCUAAUAGUUGAAUAAGAGUGUUACUGUUAAGGCACUAAGAAUCCUUCUGUUUUCGCCGCUGAGGUUUGGUGGCGGUGAAUUGAUGUGCAAACAGCCGGCUACGGAUGUCGUCUGUUUACAAAACGUGCUCGAGGCGCUAAAGUUUUGUAUGAGUUGAAAAGCUUUGCGUGCGGAUCGCGGGAGGGAGAGCAGGGAAGACCCGGCGACGCUUCGGCUUCGAAGUGCUUAUCAUGGCUGGCAAUUUUGACGCGGAGGACCGCGCCAGUUGGUACUGGGGUCGUUUGAGCAGGCAGGAGGCUGUGUCGCUGUUGCAGGGGCAGAGGCACGGUGUGUUCCUGGUGCGGGACUCCAUCACCAGCCCCGGCGACUACGUGCUCUCGGUCUCGGAGAAUUCCAAGGUCUCGCAUUAUAUCAUCAACAGCAUCAGCAAUAACCGGCAAUCCGGUCCAGCAAGUUUGUCGCAUCCAAGGUUUCGUAUCGGUGACCAGGAGUUUGAGGCACUUCCUGCUUUGCUAGAGUUCUACAAAAUCCACUACUUGGACACUACCACCCUAAUAGAACCAAUCAACAAGUCCAAACACACAUCCUUUAUCAGCGUCGGCCCUGGUGGUCCACCCCCACCUCGCCUGGAGGAUGAGUACGUCAGAGCACUCUUUGAUUUUCCCGGCAAUGACGAUGAGGAUCUCCCAUUUCGGAAGGGUGAUAUCCUUCGCGUUCUUCAGAAGCCCGAAGAACAGUGGUGGAACGCUCAGAACUCUGAAGGCGAAGCGGGAAUGAUCCCGGUGCCAUACGUGGAGAAGUACCGUCCGACAUCUCCGAGCUUGGCGGUUACUUCCGGUGUACCCGCAGCGUGCCCGCCAAGAGGAAUGGCCGUGUUAGGGAACUCUGACGGAUCUACAACCCAACCCGGUGCACCACUAAUGGGAGAUCCUAGCCAGUAUGCCCAACCCACCCCCCUCCCAAAUCUCCAGAAUGGACCGGUCUUUGCCAGGGCCAUACAGAAGAGAGUUCCCAAUGCAUAUGAUAAGACCGCCCUGGCUUUGGAGGUGGGCGACAUGGUGAAAGUGACUAAAAUAAACGUGAAUGGCCAGUGGGAGGGUGAAUGCAAAGGCAAACGUGGCCACUUUCCCUUCACACACGUCAAACUGCUGGACCAGCACAACGCCGAGGAUGAACUCAGCUGAGAGUGGACUGGCGGGUGCAAACUGGACACUACUGUUAGAGCCCUGCCUCACACCCCGCUGCUCCUCUGCGCCUUUAGCCAACACCUCACGUCUGCUCUGCCUGCACCAAGUAAAGAUUCUCACAGUCACUCUGAAACCCACCAGAUGCCACUGCAUAUAUCUAACAGCCCUUCACCUCUUCUUGCGAGGACUGAGGGUGUAUUCACACCUGCGUUGUUUGUUCCGCUUUAAACACAUCAGGGUUUGCUUCCCGCGCUGGUUCGAACCUUUCAUGAAUGCACACAAAUAAAUCCUGAUGCGUACCCAACAAUUAAGUAGUUCUCGGUGAGGUUUUGGUGCGGACCAGAGGACCUUUCUGGUGUGAAUACAACCUGGGUCAAUGCAAAACAAAAGACGGGCUGUAAUGAUUUUGCUACAUUUUAUCCUCACCAUAGUAACACAUGGUUAUCGCGCCUCUCACACCUCAGCACAACUCGCUCAUUUCCUCAUCCUGGGUUUGAGCAUGUAGAUACAAACUACAGGUAAAGACAUUUAUGAAGUCACGAGUUCCAAAGAAAGUGUUAAAUUUAUUUUGAGAUCCAGAAUCCCCUCGUCCUCCCUCACUUUUGUUAACACUGGGAGUAGUGAAUGAUGUGGGAAAACAUUUCAUCCUUGAGCAGCAGUUGAGUGUCCAUGAAGGUGAACAAUUAUGUGAUUGGAAUUAACAUUGUUCAGCAGAGAUCUGCUGUGCUGCGCUGACUGAUAUUCUUGCUACUAUUAACUUCACAGUAUUCAGAGAGCAGCAUGAGCCGAGCACAGCUCUGGUUUGCAGGUUGGUUAUUAAUCGUCACAAACUUUGUGAGCCUUCCUGUCGUGUUAGCUGGCUAUGAUUUACCGAGCUAACUUUAGCUGCCUGUUGACCUACUGAAGUGUCAUGUUUAACAAGGGCUCAGGUCAAAUGUGCCCAAAUGAUGGAAGAAUUCAAUCUGUCAUUAUUUGAAUUGAAUCUGUCAAAAAAAAGUAAGUCUAGUUAACAAUGUGAAGGAUUUUGGGUCGUGGAAUGAUUUGAUUUAGUGCACUGUGAAAAUUCCAAAUGAUGUAAGUCAGUGUCACCGGUCAACUUGAACUUUAGCACCGGGAUGGACCAGUUUGGGAUGUACCCCACCUCUCGUCCAAAGUUAGCUAAGUCAGGCUACAGUAUGUUCUCGACCUUAAUGAGAAGAAAACAUUGUCAAACUUUAACAUCUCCCCAAUUUUAUCACUUCAUGCCACAGUGUUAAAUACAUUAGUUUUGCCUUCCUUGGCCCAACUCAGUCCUACUUACGGUUUUUAUAUUUGUUUGUUGUUUGAAAUAUUUUACCAAAAUCUACCGAAAUCAUGACCAUUGAUGAAUGAUUAUUUUGCCCACCUGUACUGCUCACCGAUGUGCCCACAUGUGACUAUGAUGAGAUGAUCAACAACAUCUGUAUUUUCAACCGAAGGGUGCAUAGUCCCUCGGAAGCACGUCCCACUACCACC